This is a messenger RNA of Parasteatoda tepidariorum (common house spider), 777 nucleotides long. The record is from RefSeq and is a predicted model, not a curated record. NCBI's taxonomy places the organism in Eukaryota, Metazoa, Arthropoda, Arachnida, Araneae, Theridiidae.
AUGGCUAUGGUCAGAAAAUUUGAGCGACCGGACCUGUUUGUUACAUUUACCUGUAAUCCUGCCUGGCCAGAAAUUUUAAAGGCCAUAAAUGGUCGGGAAAAACCCGAGAAUAGACCAGAUAUUAUUGUACGAGUUUUCAAGAUGAAGCUGUCAGAGCUUUUGGACGAUCUCAUAAAGAGAAAUAUAUUUGGAAUUGUUACUUCUUACAUAUAUGUUAUUGAAUUUCAAAAGCGGGGCUUGCCUCAUAGCCAUAUUUUACUGACAUUAGACUCUUCCUCCAAAAUUCGUUCAAAAGACGACAUAGAUAGAUUUGUAAGAGCAGAAUUACCUAACGUAAAUAUAAAUCAACGUCUUUUUGAAAUUGUUACAAGAUGUAUGGUCCAUGGCCCCUGUGGUUAUUUAUACCAAAAUUCCCCAUGUAUGAGAGAUGGUAAAUGCUCGAAGCAAUUUCCUAAAGAUUUCAAAGAGGAGACAGAAGAAAAUGUAAAUGGCUAUCCAGUUUACAAAAGACGCUCCACUGAGCCAGUCAAAGUUGGCAAGCAUCACAUUGAUAAUCGUUGGAUUGUUCCAUAUAAUCCUUACCUUAUCAAGAAGUAUAAUGCACAUAUCAAUGUUGAAAUUUGCGCAUCUGUAAAAAGUGUAAAAUAUAUGUAUAAAUAUGUAUAUAAAGGGCACGAUGCAGCUUCAAUCGUGCUGAAAAAUGAUAGCAAUAUAAACCAUGAUGAAGUUUUAAAUUUUUUAGAUGGACGAUAUGUUAGCGCUCCAGAGGCAAUGUGA